UACACUACCUUUCUACCUUUCUCCACUCAGUGAACGGUGGAUGUGACCUUUGUGUGCAUGUCGGACAUUUGAGGAUCAGCGUGGAGUCUGGUUUUUAUUUUUAAUUCAUACUUUAAUGAGGAUCAGUGCGUGUCCACGUCUCCAAAACGCGCCGCCUAAAGGAUGAGGAAGGAGCUUCAGUUCAGGUGACACAAGCUGCAGCCUGUUGAUCAGACUUGUCUUUUAUUUCACAACGAGGGCGUGAGGAGCCAGUCUGAAAGAUGACUUGGUUCUUCUUGCUGACGUCCUUCUCCACCCUGCAGCUCAUCCACACGAGGCCAGCAGAGAUCUGGCUCUCCACCAGACCCAACUGACCAACUAUCUCCACACCUGUCACAGACACAGAGGGGAGGCAACAUGCCGGUGGCCCGCAAGAAGAGGGUGCUCUGCGUGAUGAUGAUGCUCAACAUCUUCAUCUGCGUCCUGGUGGGCGUGUCGUGGAACCUUGGGCGUGACAAAAGUGGCCAUCAGAAGGUUCAAAUCCCACUCAAGAGGUUCUGGCACCAGCCGGUUCUGAGCAAAUCCUUCUGGAACAGGGAGCAGCAGCGUCUGGACUUUAUUUACAACCCUAUCGUCAACUUUUUGCUCUCCAGCGACCCUCUCAUCGAGCUUCCUGAUUGGCUGAACGAAACCAGGCCGCUCAACCCCUGUGAACCAGACCACAGAGUCUCCACACAAAUCCCUGACUACAACACUCUGCCGCAGCCCUUCCAGGAUUUUCUUUUGCACAUGCGCUGCAGGACGUACCCCAUGCUGAUAAAUCAGCCCCAUAUUUGUGAUGAGAAACCCUUCCUGCUGCUGGCGGUCAAGUCACUGAUCCCACAUUUUGACCGGCGACAAGCUAUCCGAGAAACGUGGGGUCGAGCAGGCAUAGUAACCAAUCGGACCGUGGUGACGGUGUUCCUGCUGGGCAACACCUUGUCAGUAGACCACUUCCCAGACAUGCUGGGGAUGCUGGGCCACGAGGCAAAGCUUCACAAUGACAUCCUCCAAUGGGACUACAGGGACAGCUUCUACAACCUUACCCUGAAAGAGGUCCUCUUCCUGGAGUGGUUCAGCCAAAACUGUCCCCAUGCCCAGUACGUCCUCAAGGGUGAUGAUGAUGUCUUCGUCAACACCUUACGAAUUAUUGACCUCCUGGAAGGUCUGUCAGACAAGAAGGCCAAGGAUUUGUUCAUAGGGGAUGUUAUCAGUAACGCCGGUCCACACCGAGACAAAAAACUCAAGUACUUUGUCCCAGAGAGUGUGUUUGUGGGGCGGUACCCACCUUACGCAGGAGGCGGAGGAUAUCUGUACUCUGGGGAGUUAGCGCUACGUCUUUACAAUGUAUCCCAGCAGGUGGUUUUAUAUCCCAUUGACGAUGUUUACACAGGGAUGUGUCUGGAAAAGCUGGGGCUGGUUCCUGAGGAUCACAGUGGCUUCAGGACUUUUGACAUUGAGGAGAAGCAAAGGACCAACCCCUGCAUCCACAGGGGCCUGAUCCUGGUUCACAGCCGGACGCCACAGGAGAUGUUAACGAUCUGGCCGUGGAUCAUCCAUCCUGAGCUCAACUGCCAAUGAACACGUUCAUCUUUGUUUCAUCUUUUUAUUAUGUUAAGUCCUCACGUCCUCUGAGUUUUAUUCUAAAGUCACCAAAGUAAUUUACUGACUGUUUUCAAGGCAACUUUGUCUGCUGUUUUCUUUUCCACCAGCUGAAUUAUAUUCAUGUUAAAGAAAACGUUUGAUGAAUGAGCUCUCUGACACAAAUUUUGCAUGCAUGCUAACUGCACACAAACAAAUGCAAUGUGAUCACACAGAAAUACCUGACGAGCCGUGAACACAGGAGAGGUUAGGGAUACAGGGAACUAGCAUCAUCAGAGGGGUGACAGAGAAGUUUGGGCCAUCUUAUCUCGUCAUGAAAGUCAAGAAAGGCAAUCGCUGAUAUAAGACGGUGCUAGAUUAUUUAAGGCUUUAUAAAUGAGUAAAAGACCUUUAAAUCAAUUCCAAAAGAAACAGGCAACCAGUGCAAUGAUGCGAGCUGAGGGCUAAUGUGAUCUCUAUUUUUUCAUAUUUGUUAAAAUCCUGGCUGCAGCGUUCUGAAUAACUUGUAGUUUUUUCAAAGACUUUUUAGGGAGACCAGUAAAAAGGAAGUUGCAGAUAAAAGCAUUUAUAAGUGUUCCAGCAUUGUUCUGAGUUUAAAAAAAGGUCUAAUUUUGGCAGUGUUUCUGAGGUGAAAAAAAUAUGUUUUUGCAACUCUGUUAAAAUGGCUAAUAAAAUUAAGAUCAGAGUCUAAAAUCACACUCAGGUUUGUGACAUGUGAUUUAAUCUGCUGGGACAGACUGCCAAACUUUGACUGAAGUUUCUGCCUUUCUUCUGGUAGACCAACAAGUAAAAUCUCUGUUUUCUGCUCGUGUAGUUUUAAAAAAAAAAAAAAAAAUGUAUUCAUCCAAAUGUGCAAAGGUGCGGACACAACAAACCGACAUCAAAGAACUAGCGGCGACGAAAGCCAACUGUUGCGUCGUCUACGUCGCCUCACAUCGUCUCACAUCGUCGCCCUGUGUCAGUUGCAUUUGAACACGCUGCAAAGACUACAUCCGACGGCCAAGUAGCACGUACGUUCUGCGCCUGCAUGAGAGAGAGCAGAGUGAGAGAGUGGUGCAUCUUGUCAGCCGAGGGGUUUUCUAUCUGUGCAGCCGAGCACCGCAGCACCUUCCCACAAGUGCUUCUUCCCGCUUUAACCUGAAUAACAAACCAGGGCUUGGUGCUCCAGUUGGAUCCAAACGGAGAGCCGGGGCUAGCUGGGAGGCUAACUGGCUUUGUUUCCCUACAGUCAUGCUGCGGCUAACGCUCCGCUAGUUGCUCCCAGCUAGCUCCGGUUUGUUAUUCAGGUUAAAGUGUGAAGAAGCAGCGGAUCUGACGGGCAGCUGAGUGAAGUGGAGCCUGAGGAGGAAGCACUGGUUAGCCCAGGAUUCACUACAGGCAGAUUCACUCGCUACAUCGGCUGACACCGAAGUGCCGACAGUGUGGGACACACCGCAAAAACUAGGGCGACAGAUGCUCACCGACGGCCCGACUUUGGUCGACGGCUGACCGUCGGCUUGGUGUGUCAGGGCCUUAAGACAGGAAAAAAGAGCGUUUAAAGAACUGGGGUCUCCUGAUGAAAUGGAGAUAUAUGAUUGCAUAUUAUCUGUAUAACAAUGAUAAUGGACAUUAUGAUGGCUAAUUAUUUUACCUAGAGGGAGCAUAUAUAAAGAAAAGAGGACCAAGGAUGCUCCCCUGAGGUACACCAUACUCAACAUCAAAUGUCUGUGAUACAAAAUCACUGAGGCUAACAAAGAAUUUCCUGUCAGACAAGUAAGAACAAAACCAGUCAAACACAAUGGUAAAUAAGAAUCAGUAAGAUAUGAUCAAGUGGUGAUUUUUCUCUGGGACGUCAGUGGCUUAGCGGAUAGAGCAGGCGCCCCAUGUACAAGGCUGUUGCCACAGUGGCCUGGGUUUGACUCCAACCUGUGGCCCUUUGCUGCAUGUCAUUACCCCUCUCUUUCUCUCCCCCCUGCUCAACUGUCCUAUCUAUAAAGGCAAAAAUGCCCCAAAAAAUAUCUUUAAAACAAAAGUGGUGAUUUUAUCGCAGCAUAUCUGAAAGCAGAGAGAAAACGGAGAGGGAAAAAGGGUAGGGAAAAAAUGAGUGAAAAAGAACUCCGGAGGUGUAAAAAGGUGUCAGGAAGUCUUUUUGUUCUGUUUCUGGAUUCAGGGAUGUGGCUGGAGUCCAGGCUGCUGUUGUGUUGAGCUUGACCGUGCCAAGACCUCUCAUGUCGUGGUAAUAGUGGCAGGACAGCGGUGACAGCAAGCAGCAUAACUAAAAACAGUCUGGCAGAUCAAAAAAUUACAGAAGUUUCAAAAGUUUACAAAGGUGCUGGAGAUUUAAAAACGUGAAUAAAAUGUGAUGAAUUGACUAUUCAGGUCUCAACUCUGAGGUUUAAAAAAAGGCACUGUUAAGCUGCUGAUUGUCCCAACCGACCCCGCUCUCCCCUAUAGUAUAAUAUAUAAUAGUAAUAGAAGUGUUGUUUAAUGAUAAAAGUAUUUGGUAUGUAUUUAAAGUUUGGUCCAAACUGUAGCAAGAGAGACAGAAGACAAUUGGAGCUGUAAAGUAAAACAACUAUUUCAGUACGACAACGACCAAAAUUACACAAAACAAGGACAUAAUUACAGUUAUUACAUUUCUACAUUAAUUAUGAAACACUCAGUGUUCAUUGUUUUAAAAAUCCCAGCUGUGACGUUGCAGCUGUUUCUGGGCACUCACCCUGUGUAUUUGGAUGUGUAUUUACAGAGAUUCACAUGAAACAGAUUCGUCAGGGUCCAUCGUGUCCUCUGCUCUGCUGUUUGGAAAUCAUUGUGGUCAUUACAAGUCUUUCCCCAUUUGUAAGAAUAAAUUAAAUAUCCCCUGUGUUUGUGUUUUGAAUGUAUUUUUGUCUUUUAUAAAUGAAAAAGUUUUGAUAAAGAUUAAAUAGA
Molecule: messenger RNA, 4527 nt
Organism: Epinephelus fuscoguttatus (brown-marbled grouper)
Lineage: Eukaryota; Metazoa; Chordata; Actinopteri; Perciformes; Serranidae
Gene: b3gnt2a
Product: UDP-GlcNAc:betaGal beta-1,3-N-acetylglucosaminyltransferase 2a
Exons: 3
Coding region: 397-1599 (400 amino acids)
Cellular component (GO): membrane
Molecular function (GO): hexosyltransferase activity
Source: RefSeq, a predicted model, not a curated record